AACAUUGCCGAAGAGUGCGGCAGCGCAUGCGCAGUUUGAGCGGGGUUUGGUUUGUGUUUACAGCAGCAGCACUGUUGCUGGCUAAUGUUCAGCGCUGUUAUGUCAAGCCUCUCUGGAAUAAAAAGCUUUUGUGGAAACAGGUAAUUUUGCUCAUUAAACCACCAUUCAUGAGCGCGUCUGGCUUGAUUUAACAGUCAUGGAUGACAAGGCCUCGGUGGGGAAAAUUAGCGUGUCCUCCGACUCUGUGUCCACCCUCAACAGUGAGGACUUUGUCCUGGUGUCCCGCCUGGGGGAUGAGACCCCUUCCACUAAUAAUGGUAGCGAUGAUGAAAAGACAGGACUGAAGGUGAUUUCUGAGGAAGGGGUCAGCUUUAAGAUUGUGGGGAACGGCAGUGAACAGGAGUUACAGCAGGAGCUGGAAGAUGUGCUGAUGGACCCUUCGGUAACUGAACUGGUGGGUGGACCGGACCAACUGGUUGGGGUUGACCAUGGCUAUCCCACUACAGCUGCGCCAUCACGGUCCGGCUCAAUGCCCCCUAAACUUGAGAUAGUGCUGCCCAUUCAGGGAGCUCAGGAGAGCGAACUCAACGAGAGAUCUUACAGGGAUGAGCCCUCUGACUUGAGUCCUGGUACCCCUGUCCCGGACGAGGACAGCGUGGUGUUCAGUAAACUGACGUAUUUGGGCUGUGCGUCAGUGAACGCCCCGCGCAGUGAGGUGGAGGCCCUGCGUAUGGUCAGCAUACUCCGCAGCCAGUGCCAGAUGCCUCUGGACGUCACCCUCUCCGUGCCCGGAGUCUCAGAGGGCACCGUCAGGCUGCUGGACCCUCAGACCAGCACUGAGAUUGCCAACUACCCCAUUUACAAGAUCCUCUUUUGUGUUCGCGGCCAUGACGGCACACCGGAGAGCGACUGCUUCGCCUUCACCGAGAGCCACUACAACUCAGAGAUCUUCCGCAUCCAUGUCUUCCGCUGUGAGAUCCAGGAGGCGGUCAGCCGAAUACUCUACAGCUUUGCCACAGCUUUCCGCCGAUCAGCCAAUAAAGCACCACUCGCAGCCAAGGCUCCGCCCCUUACGCCAGACAGCGAUGUCUUCACCUUCACUGUCAGUCUGGAGAUCAAAGAGGAUGAUGGGAAGGGCACAUUUAGUGCCGUAUCAAAGGACAAGGACAGACAGAGCUUCAAACUGCGGCCAGGCAUGGACAAAAAGAUUGUGAUCUAUGUUCAGCAGACGUCCAACAAAGAGUUGGCCAUCGAGAGGUGUUUUGGUCUGCUCUUGAGCCCCGGGAAGAACGUAAAGAACAGUGAUAUGCACCUGCUUGACCUGGAAUCAAUGGGCAAGAGUUCUGAUGGGAAGUCUUACAUCAUCACAGGGAGCUGGAAUCCCAACACUCCUCAGUUUCAGGCUGUGAAUGAGGAGACGCCUAAAGAUAAGUUCAUGUACAUGACGACUGCGGUGGACCUGGUGAUCACAGAGGUGGAGGAGCCUGUGAGGUUCCUGCUGGAGACGCGGGUUCGAGUGUGCUCACCCAACGAGAGGCUCUUCUGGCCCUUCAGCAAACGCAGUUACACCGAGACCUUCUAUCUCAAACUCAGACAGAUGGAGAACAAGGAGAGGAAGAGUAACUCAGACACGCUGUAUGAAGUGGUGAGUCUAGAGAGUGAGACAGAAAGAGAGAGGAGGAAGACCACAGCGAGCCCCGGCAUCCUGCCGUCUCACGGCUCUAUGGUGCCAUCCCCUCCUGAGGAUGAUGAGGAGGAAGAUAAUGAUGAGCCGUUAUUGAGUGGCUCUGGAGACGUGUCUAAGGAAUGUGGUGAAAAAAUUCUGGAAACUUGGGGAGAUUUACUGUCUAAAUGGCAUCUGAACUUGGCCGUGCGACCCAAACAGCUGCCGGCGCUGGUCCGCAGUGGUGUCCCGGAGGCCUUGAGAGGGGAGGUGUGGCAGCUACUGGCCGGAUGUCAUAACAAUGACCAUCUGGUGGAGGAGUACCGUAUACUUAUCACUAAGGAAUCUCCGCAGGACAGUGCCAUCACUCGUGACAUUAACCGUACAUUCCCUGCACACGACUACUUCAAAGACACAGGCGGUGAUGGGCAGGACUCUCUCUAUAAGAUCUGUAAGGCAUACUCUGUAUAUGAUGAAGAAAUUGGUUACUGUCAAGGACAGUCCUUCCUUGCCGCUGUGCUGCUACUACACAUGCCAGAGGAACAGGCGUUCAGCGUGCUGGUCAAGAUCAUGUUUGAAUACGGUCUCAGGGAGCUCUUCAAGCAGAACUUUGAAGACCUGCACUGCAAGUUCUUCCAACUGGAGAGACUCAUGCAGGAAUGCAUCCCAGAUCUGUAUGCACACUUCCUGAACCUGGGUUUGGAAGCACACAUGUACGCCUCCCAGUGGUUUCUCACACUCUUCACAGCCAAAUUCCCUCUUUACAUGGUCUUUCACAUCAUAGACCUUCUGCUGUGUGAGGGCAUCAGUGUCAUUUUCAAUGUGGCUCUUGCAUUAUUGAAGACGUCUAAAGAUGACCUGAUACAAACGGACUUUGAGGGCGCGCUGAAGUUCUUUCGAGUGCCAGUGCCCAAGCGUUAUCGCUCUGAGGAGAACGCCAAGAAGCUCAUGGAGCUAGCGUGUAGUAUGAAGAUCAGUCAGAAGAAACUAAAGAAGUAUGAGAAGGACUACCACACCAUUCGAGAGCAACAGGAACAGCAGGAGGCGCCCAUCGAGAGAUAUGAGAGAGAAAACCGGCGGCUACAGGAAGCUAACAUGCGUCUGGAACAGGAAAAUGAUGAUUUGGCUCAUGAGCUGGUCAGCAGUAAGAUCGCCCUGAGGAAAGACUUGGACAACGCUGAGGAGAAAGCUGACGCACUCAACAAAGAGCUUCUCAUCACUAAGCAAAAACUGGUGGACUCUGAAGAUGAGAAGAGACGAUUGGAGGAAGAGUCUGCACAGCUGAAGGAGAUGUGUCGGAGAGAACUAGAUAAAUCUGAGUCUGAGAUCAAGAAGAACGGCUCCAUCAUUGGAGAAUACAAACAGAUCUGCUCUCAGCUCAGCGAGCGACUGGAGAAACAGCAGACGGCCAACAGAGGAGAGCUAGAGAAGAUCCGGAUGAAGGUGGAGGGCUGUGAGAAGUGCAGCAUUCUCUUCAGUAAGGAGGGCCGUCUGAAGGCGCUCAGCGCUCCUAAGGAGGGCAGUGAGGAGGACACGGACGAGGAGAAGGAGGCGCUGAAGAACCAGCUCAGAGAGAUGGAGCUGGAGCUCGCGCAGACCAAACUACAGCUGGUGGAGGCCGAGUGCAAGAUCCAGGAUCUGGAGCAUCAUCUGGGUCUGGCUCUAAACGAAGUCCAAGCAGCCAAAAAGACGUGGUUCAACAGGACAUUAAGCUCCAUCAAGACUGUGACAGGAGCUCAAGGCAAAGAGAGCGUCUAACAGGACCAGACUUCCAGAGACCGAACACUCCAGCCCCCAUUAUCUCCCCCGUCCGGCUCUCACCCCGCAGCUGGAACAAUGCGAACAACAUGGGUUUUCUCUCUCCUUUUUUCCUUUUGUAAAAACAAAAACUUUACUUCUAGGGUACCAGCGACCCCAUUUAAAACACAAUUACUUACUGGGAAAAAAAAAAAACUUUAACGCUAGUCUUUCUACUACUGAUGUUAAACAAAGGACUGUGGCGUGUAGAUGACUGAACUGUCUUCUGGGGGAUAUUAACAUUUCUAUCUACUGACCUACUCAAGACUACUUGCACAAACACAGUCCGAGUCAACAUAAGGUACGAGUGCUGCCGGAAAACUAGCGUGACUUUGGUUAUUGUAACAGGAGGGCAGAUGUGUUGAUGGUGUGCAUGUGUACGACUGAGGUCUGCUUUUAUUGUACUGUGUGUGUGUGUGUGUGUGUGUGUGUGUGUUGGCCAAUAUUGUGGUUCUCCAAGGAAGACUAAAACCAGGAAGUAGACAGGUAGCACACUGUACAGUGAACUUUUAAUUUGAUUCCUCCUCAAACCACUAGCUGGCGCCUUUCUGAUAUUAGCAAAAGCAAAUGGUAUUUGAUGGGAUACAGGCAUUGUGAAUAUGCAUAGCCAUAUAUGACCAGAUCUAUGAAUGGCUGCUUGUGUAACAAAGUUUAAAGGCCCUUUACAGUAGCUGUUGAUCAUGACUAACAGGAAGCACUUAUGCAGUGAGCACACGCUAUGAUCGGAAAGCACAUCUGGAGGUAAAAGAACCUGUGUGUGUGUGUGUGUAAGUAACGAACUCUCUGAGGGGAAGGUCUUUGCACCUUACAGACAUAUUUAUAUUGAUAUCAAGCUUGCUAGAGUUAUUGUCAUUGUUAAUGAAGGCCAUUGAGGCCUCUUAAGACAAAUGAGGCCGUUCUAAAAGGCACUGGGUUGUAAAUAAAAAAAAAGCAUAUGAUUUUUUUUCUUUUUUUUUGAUUAAUUUUAUAUUUCAACUAUUUGGUAACUGUACUAAUGUUGCCUAAUUGUACUGUGCUACAGAUUAUUACUCAUGUUUUGCUUUUGUCUUAAAUUUCAAACAAAACUGCUGUCUCAUCAUUACAUGCCAAAUGUACCUUUUACCCAGCAUUACAUGCGUGUGGACAUGGUAAUAGUGUAGGAUGCAUUGUGUAUACUUCCAUGAAUUUCAGUAUAAACCUCUGAACACGUG
Messenger RNA from Megalobrama amblycephala (Wuchang bream), 4650 nucleotides. RefSeq names its product rab GTPase-activating protein 1. The transcript has 27 exons. The coding region runs from base 197 to 3421 and encodes 1074 amino acids. NCBI's taxonomy places the organism in Eukaryota, Metazoa, Chordata, Actinopteri, Cypriniformes, Xenocyprididae. The record is from RefSeq and is a predicted model, not a curated record.